GCGAGGGUUGUCUCGCUAGAGUGAUCGACAUGGGGAGGUCACAGCGCCGUCAGCAUGAGGCUGCCGUGGACCAUGUGCAGGACACAUUCAGGGCCCGCUCCCCUGUCUAUCGGUACCUGUUUGUCGGCCAGAAGGUCGACAACAAGGGGGUCAUGAUGCUCCGUUGCACGUUUUGCAACAAAGUUUUCCAAGGGUCCCAGUUUCAGGCCACGAGGCACUUCUCGCAGACAAACUACUGCAAGGACGUCAGCGACGAGGCGUUGUACGAGAUUGCUCGCCGGACUCAGCAGAAGUUUGAGGCCGAUCAGAUGGAGAGGGUGUCGAGGUAUGCAGCGGAGCGCGGAAUCGAUGUGCCCGGCACGGGUGGUGCAAGGGGAGGAGAGGCGGGGCGGCGUCCGGCGGAGGGAGGGGUCGGGGGAGAUGGUGGGCAUGGUGCGGCAGACCCCACUUUGGGUGGUGGAGGCGGUGAGACAGAGGAGGGCGUGAUCCACGUGGAUCGCGAGGCGCGUGGCCCGGGUGACGAGGGAGUCUCGGAACGGGAGGACGUGCCUGAGGUUUAUCCAGGCACUGAGGAGAGGAGGGUCUCCUUCAAUGCCUUCCGCAACCAGGCGUGGAGGGCAUAUCAGCAGGUGAUUGAGCAGCCUGGCAGUUCCCCGCGCGCAGUGCUCCCCAACCACUGCGAGAUUGCGAGUAUGCGGGUGGUGGAGACCCACCGUGCGGAGUUGGCGGAGGAGUUGGAGGAGGUGAGGCAGCCAUUCUUGGUGACUGGUGCCACCCUCCUCUCCGACGGGAGGAAAUCUCGAGGGGUCGUCGUGUACACGACGAUCAAUCGAGAGGGCAAGCCGGACGAUGCAGUGCACGUCCUUCAUAGAUGGGUUACCAUCUUCCACGAGUUCAGCUUUGGCAAGCCGCAGCGGAUCAAUGUGAUAUGCACUGACUCCGCUUCCGCCUAUGUGGGGGCUGCGAGGGCAUUGACCUCGCCGUCCAUGCCUCCUGCACUGAGGAGGAUCACUUGGCUCCCGUGCUCCGUCCAUGUCUGCAACAAAUUGUUGUCAGACAUGGGGAUGAGUUGCGACGCGUUUGUGGACGCGAUCACACGCGCUCGUGUGCUGGUGGUGUUUUUCAAAACCCACCAGGCCGCCCUUCAUUUUUUUAGGACGCGCAGCCUCGAGAAGGGGCUUAUUCUUUCCUGCGAGACGCGGUUCGCGUCUGUUUACUCCAUGCUGGAGAGGCUGUUGGCCCUGCAGGACACUUUGCAGGACAUGAUGCGAGGGGACGACGCGCGGGCUUUUGCUUCCAUCCCGUGGUCCGCCGAUGUGUGCGUCAUGGCGCGGUGGGUGCGCCGACAGAUCAGAUGGGAUCCAUGGUGGCAGAGGGUGGCCACCAUCGUCCAUAUCAUGCAGCCCGUCAUGRAGUUGCUCAGGAGGAUGGAUCGUGGAGGACAGUACAUGUCCUUCAUGAUCGAGUGGACGCAGGAUCUUGUCCGCCGUGUCACGGUCGCAUGCGCCCCUUUGGGGACGUCGUUCGCCGACCGGAUCAUCAGGCGUGUGCAGGCUCGCAUACAGCACAUGCUUGAGCCGGCUCACUGCGCACCGUCGGCAGCUGCAGUGGAGGAGGACAUAGCCGCACAGGCCGAGGUGCAGCGUGGGGGCGAUGAUGAGCGCCUCAUGCAGCAGUUCCUCACGGAGGAGCUCGGUCCGGCCAUAGCGGGUAUGACCCCGGGUGUGGAGAGGGGGUUUGGGAUUUCAGAUUCGGAGWUGGGGACCYACUUAGACUUGGAUUUGUCGGUGGGCCUUCCACCCAGUUGCGGCGGGGCGACAUCGACGGAUCGGGCUCCAUCGAGGGACGAGGCGCCAGGCAGGACUUCGACGCAGACCGCCAGAGAGAGGACGACGACUCAGUCUGCAGAUGCAGCACACGACAUCAUGGAGCGAGAGAGGGCUAGACUUUUGGCAUCGACUGACCCUCGUGCUCAGGCGUUCGCACGGGCCGUAGAGGACGCCCGGCGUCUAGAGAUAGGGGGGAAUUGUGUGCAGGGUGGGGUGGUGGCGGGGGAGGACGUUGCGGAGGGAUUGGCAGCAGAGUCGGUACUCGAGGCUAUGCCGGGUGGAGCAGAGACAGCGGACGUUGCUGUGGAGGGACGGACUCAGGCGGUGGAUGAGGCAGUGCAGGCAGGACAGCGACGAGUGGUUCAGAUGGCAGUGCAUGGUGUGCCACCGCCCGUUAUCACAGUUUUGGGGUCCGAGCCGAUGGUUGUGCCCCCACGUCUUCCUAGCCACUUUGCUCCGCAGGAGGUACGUCGUCCUUUGGAUGCAGAGGAGUUGGCGGGAGAGGCUGUGCGCGAUGUUACUCGCUUGGACCGGCGGAUCUUCGACCAGAAGCUCGAGCACCCACCAUGGCAGUCGAUCCCUUCGGUUCCAUGGGGUCCUGCGUCGCCCGUGUGGUCUGGGUCUACCUCCACUGGAGGACAUACCGCGGGACAUGUUCCAGGGGUUUCGGGUGGCGUGACAGAGACAGCGCCACGCACAGGAGACAUGCCACACCCUCCUCCCAGAGCACCUGCAGGUGAUCCAUCAUCGUCACCCACAGGCAGAGGCUCUCGAUCCCCACACACGCCUAGGAGAUCUAGGAUUCGUGACACGACAGCAGUUCAACAGGACGUGUGUGACACGACGAUAUUCGGGAGGACAGAUAUACAUUUGGAUUCCACCCGUCGUGUCACGGAGCACACUGCACGCCUUCAGCCGGGCUUGGGAGGAGGAGGCGCUAGGACGACCACGGCGAGGGAGGUACCGGCAUCGGGUUGUUAUCCUCAGCGAGGUCGUGGCAGAGGAGUGUCGACCGAUACCUUGGAGUACGCUCUGAGAGCAGCGACGCGUGCCGUGCAGGAGCAGACUCCACGCAAGCGUGGAGUACCUCCUCGUCCACGCCCCGUGCCUGCAGAGGGAGGCGCAACACUUGGAGAGAGUUCGGGGGCGGAGGGGUUGAAGAUGCCUCGUGGUUCCCAUCGUGAGCAGACCAUUGCAGAGGCUAGUGCGAGGGUUGUUGUGUUGAGGAAGGGAGGAGGCCCAGUCAGCAUCGAGGAGGAUGAUCCUGAUACGGAUGCGGCUGUGCGGGAUGCGGACGAGGACGACGAGGGCGAGGAGGAGGGAGAGGAGGAUAGCAGGAGCGGUUCCAAUGGUGACGACGGCGACGACUACGAUGAGCCCCCACCUUCCCAAGGACCCCCACCGACGCGUGCAUCUAGACGCUCCGGUGCACGGACUUCUUCAUCCUCAUAAGGGAGGAAGAGGACGACAUCCGACACUCGAGGGGGCACGAGGAGACACAGCGGGAAGGGGAAGAAGGGUCGUUGACCGAUGAGGCCAACACU
Messenger RNA from Chara braunii, 3373 nucleotides. NCBI's taxonomy places the organism in Eukaryota, Viridiplantae, Streptophyta, Charophyceae, Charales, Characeae. The record is from the annotation of a GenBank genome assembly.